AGCGCGCGUAGGCGAGCGGCUGCGGUAAAGUGGAAGUAAGGUGCUGAGGCUGGCUCGCGCGUGCGCGCAGUUUGGCGCGUGGCCAAACUUGAGCGGGAAUUUCAAGCUAGCCACGAAUCUCUCUCCUUCCCUCAGUCUUCCACCUUGUGGGGCGGGGUCUCGCACUAGAGCAGAGUGUGCCUCUAGGCGGGGCAGAAGGAGGCAGCGCUUUACCCCCUCCCUCCCGUCUCUCUUUCUUCACAGCACGCCCCAGAGUAGGCAAAGGACGGUUAAGAAAGCGGUGGCGACUGCAAACCUCAGCAAAACCUGUGGUGUGGUGAUGGACGUUCGCGUCAGGGGCUAAGGAAGGGGCGCUUUCUGCCUGGCGUCUGGUCUGCCUCUUCCUCACUUGCGGAAGGAGGAGAAGAGGGAAAGAUGAACGGGCCCGAGAGCCUUGGCUUCAGGCGGAUGGCCAUCCGGAGGAAAUCCAGCUCCAGCCUCCACAGCGCUGCCUUGGUCUUUUCCCAGGGAACUGCAGACGCUGCGCCUCUUUCCCAUCAGCAGCGAAGGAAAGACGUUGCCAGGGAAGUGUGGCCAGCAGCAACAGCAGGUGGUAGUACAUGUCCAAAGAUCUUUAUAACUCCCCUGUGCUCAGCAAACAGCACAGCUAGGCUGUAUAAGCCAAACAUCUGCAAUGAGGUGGCUGAGGAAAUAAAUGGAAACGUGCCAGUUAAGCAGUCUCCACGGCCAGCUUCAAAUCCAAAACCACAAGUGCCUCCAAAGCCAUUACAUCUGCAGAAUUCACAGUCAUCCAUUGCCCACCAAACCCCUAGGCAUAAAGCUUUAUAUACUACGAAGCCAAGAAUGGAGGAAGUUACACCUACCUCUUCUUGCGUGUCAAAAGAAAAAACUAGCAAAGUGUCUGAUCUCAUCAGUCAUUUUGAAGGAGGCAGUCCAUCCAUUCCUAGUGAGCUGAAGAAAGAAUCCUUUGUUCUAAAUGUUUCUAAAUCUCAAGGAAAGAAUGGGUCAGCAGCAUCACCUCAGCCAAAAUUCCUUACCCAACACCCACUACAGAAGCAGGGAUACAAUACAGAUCAAUCUCAGGAUGUACAGAAUCGCACAGCCAAUGGAGAAGUAGCACAGAACCAGUUGGACUGCAGGGACAGCACAUUGCCAGUUCAUAAUGCCAGUAGGGUUGUUCAAAACGACAAUGCAUUAUUUGACAGCAGCUUGGUAAAUGGAGAAAGAGAGAACACUAGUACAGACUCAUUGCAAACUACAGUGGCCUACAAAGGGCAAACAAUCAACAGCUGUUGUCAGACUCCAAUUGUGAACACAUUAUUUCCAUCUGGAAAGGAAAACGUAGAAAUGAUUACCAACAUUAAGGAUAAGCAGGUUGAGGAGCACAGUAAGCAAGACUCGCAUGUGGAGACAAAGGAGACAAAUGAACAGAAAUGUUACAAUAUUGCCAAUGAGCUUUUGCACACAGAAAGAGCUUAUGUCAGCAGACUUGCUCUCUUGGAUCAGGUUUUCUAUUGUAAAUUGAUGGAUGAAGCUAACCGGGGCUCAUUUCCUGCUGAAGUUGUUAAUAAAAUAUUUUCCAAUAUUUCGUCCAUAAAUCAAUUCCACAGUCAAUUUUUGCUGCCAGAGCUUGAGAAAAGAAUGCAAGAGUGGGACACAAACCCCAGGAUCAGUGACAUCCUGCAGAAAUUAGCUCCUUUCCUCAAGAUGUAUGGAGAGUAUGUGAAGAAUUUUGACAAUGCAAUGGAACUGGUGAAAACAUGGACUGAGCGAUCACCUGUCUUCAAAUCUAUUAUUCAAGAAAUUCAGAAACAGAAAGUCUGUGGAAAUCUAACCUUGCAGCAUCACAUGCUAGAACCAGUGCAACGCAUUCCACGAUAUGAGAUGCUCCUGAAGGACUAUCUAAGAAAAUUGCCUCAAGAUUCUUUAGACUGGAAGGAUACUGAAAAAUCCUUGGAAAUAAUAUCUACAGCAGCAAGUCACUCUAACAGUGCUAUCCGAAAAAUGGAAAACUUAAAGAAGUUGUUGGAGGUUUAUGAAAUGUUAGGAGAAGAAGAAGAUAUCGUCAAUCCUUCAAACGAACUCAUAAAAGAUGGACAAAUACUUAAACUUGCUGCUCGUAACACAUCUGCCCAAGAAAGAUAUCUUUUCUUAUUCAACAACAUAUUGCUGUACUGUGUCCCCAAAUUCAGCUUAGUGGGAUCUAAAUUCUCAGUUCGGACAAGAGUUGGUAUUGAUGGUAUGAAGAUUGUGGAAACGCACAAUGACGAAUACCCACACACAUUCCAAGUCUCUGGGAAAGAGCGGACUUUGGAAUUGCAGGCCAGUUCAGAACAAGAUAAGGAAGAAUGGAUAAAGGCUCUUCAGAGUACCAUAGAUGCUUUUCAGCAAAGGAAUGAAACAUUCAGAAAUGCUAUUGCAAAAGAAUAUGAUGACAUGCCUGUUGAAGUUUCUACUGCUGAACUUGGGAAGAGAGCACCAAGAUGGAUUCGAGAUAAUGAAGUGACCAUGUGCAUGAAAUGCAAGGAGCCCUUCAAUGCACUGACAAGGAGGAGACAUCAUUGCCGAGCUUGUGGACAUGUGGUUUGCUGGAAAUGUUCUGAUUACAAAGCUCAUCUUGAGUAUGAUGGCAAUAAACUGAACAAAGUUUGUAAGGACUGUUACCACAUUAUAACAGGAUGCACAGAUAGUGAAGAAAAGAAAAAGAAAGGAAUCUUGGAGAUUGAAUCAGCCGAAGUAUCUGGGAACAGUGUGAUAUGCAGCUUUCUCCAGUACUUGGAAAAAUCAAAGACUUGGCAGAAGGCUUGGUGUGUGAUUCCUAAACAGGAAGCCCUUGUACUAUAUAUGUACGGUGCCCCACAGGAUGUAAAAGCACUAGCUACUAUUCCAUUGUUGGGCUACACGGUAGAUGACACUCCAAGAAGUGCAGACCUUCCCCACAGUUUCAAAUUGACUCAGUCCAAGUCAGUGCACAGCUUUGCCGCAGACAACGAGGAACUAAAGCAGAAGUGGUUGAAAGUCAUCCAUUUGGCUGUCAAAGGUGAAACGCCAGAUUGCCCAAAUGAUUUGCAGAUGAGUUUGGAGGAUCAGCAUGAAAGCUCUGCAAAACUGGAAUUUGAACCUUGACGCAUCACAUGGUCUGUAAGAUGCAUAUUUUUUUUCUCCACUCAGACUUGGGUUGACACUAAUUCUGAAAUCAACAAGAACGAAGCCAGCCUUCCUAACUCCACCAUGUUUCUUAGCACUUUAUUUUGGAAAAGAACAGCAAUCAUCUUUUUUUAGGGAACCUUUUCUUAUAUUUAUGUUGUGUCAAUAAAAUUUAAUGUACAGAGCCAUUCUGCAUUUUCUUUUUAUUAAAUGUCUCUAUCAAAAA
This is a messenger RNA of Rhineura floridana, 3373 nucleotides long. It is a transcript of the gene FGD4, whose product is annotated as FYVE, RhoGEF and PH domain containing 4. The transcript is spliced from 17 exons. Gene Ontology annotation, molecular function: zinc ion binding; guanyl-nucleotide exchange factor activity. The record is from RefSeq and is a predicted model, not a curated record. Gene Ontology annotation, biological process: filopodium assembly; cytoskeleton organization. NCBI's taxonomy places the organism in Eukaryota, Metazoa, Chordata, Lepidosauria, Squamata, Rhineuridae. The coding region runs from base 415 to 3126 and encodes 903 amino acids. Gene Ontology annotation, cellular component: cytoplasm.